Messenger RNA from Selaginella moellendorffii, 2236 nucleotides. Its product is annotated as alkaline/neutral invertase A, mitochondrial. The coding region runs from base 223 to 2043 and encodes 606 amino acids. Gene Ontology annotation, molecular function: sucrose alpha-glucosidase activity; endo-alpha-N-acetylgalactosaminidase activity. Gene Ontology annotation, biological process: sucrose catabolic process. The record is from RefSeq and is a predicted model, not a curated record. NCBI's taxonomy places the organism in Eukaryota, Viridiplantae, Streptophyta, Lycopodiopsida, Selaginellales, Selaginellaceae. The transcript is spliced from 6 exons.
CGCCCUAUUUCAUUUUGUGCGCGUGAAGCGUUUCUUCUUCCAUUUUUCCUACGAUCGGAGCCCUCAGCGAGCGAUUUCCAGCAAGAAUCUGCAAGACUUUCGUGUUUUUCGAUUGAUCUCGAAGCGGCAUUCUGCGAUUUUCAGCGAAGAGGAGCCGGUCGAUCGAGGUAGGGUUUCCGGCGCCUUUCUUGCCCCGUCGCGCGGCCGGAUUUGCGAAGAAUCAUGAGUCCAGGAAGCUUUCCAGGCGCAGAGGCGGCUCUUUCGUCCCCAUCGAGGUUCAAGACGUGGAAUCCGGGCUCCCAAUCGCACGGGAGGGUUUGUAGAGGGUCGAUUAUCGUCAGCGGCCUCGCAUUGUCUCACCCCAGGCGCUCCGACUCCAUACGAUUCCUCCGCAGAGGAAAAUGGAGACGGUCUCCACUAAAAUCGAGGCUCUACAUCUUGGCCGAGAAUCGAGUCUUCACACAGGAUGGAGCUAAUCCUGUUCCGGAUCUAGACCAGCAGCGCCAGCACCAAGUCUACGUUCCAGCCGCGGGAAUCCUUCCUCUCAAUCUCGACGUAGAGAAUUUUAAAGGCAAUUCGUCCGACUUAACUUUCAAGGAAGCCAGGAAGGAGAGUCCCUUCGAGCAAGAAGCGUGGCGAUUGCUCAGGGCCUCCAUAGUGCAGUACCAAGGCUGUCCAGUGGGAACGAUUGCCGCGAACGACCCCACUGACGCUUCGGCUCUAAACUACGAUCAAGUUUUCAUCCGCGAUUUUGUUCCGUCGGGCAUUGCGUUUCUACUGAAAGGAGAGCCAGCCAUUGUUCGUAACUUUCUACUAUGCACGCUAAGGUUACAGAGCUGGGAAAAAACCGUUGAUUUUUACAGUCCUGGGCAGGGUCUAAUGCCUGCAAGUUUCAAGGUUCAAUCGGUUGCCGCUGAAGAGGACACUUGCGAAGAGAUCCUGGAUCCAGACUUUGGAGAAGCUGCUAUCGGAAGGGUUGCACCAGUAGACUCAGGUCUGUGGUGGAUAAUUCUCCUCCGAGCUUACGGUAAAUCCACGGGCGACUUGUCAUUGCAGGAAAGAAUGGACGUCCAAACCGGCAUAAGGAUGAUUCUUAAGUUAUGUCUCUCUGACGGGUUUGACAUGUUCCCGACGUUGCUGGUCACGGAUGGCUCGUGUAUGAUCGAUCGUCGCAUGGGCAUCCACGGCCAUCCUCUUGAAAUACAGGCGCUUUUCUACUCGGCUCUUCAAUGUGCGAAAGAGAUGCUUAUCCCAGACGAGAAGUCUCAUCAAUUGCUUACAGCGGUUAACUCGCGACUUAGCGCACUGUCGUUCCACAUAAGGGAAUACUAUUGGCUCGACAUAGCUAAGCUCAACGAGAUCUAUCGCUAUAAAACCGAAGAGUACUCGCAUGAUGCUGUGAACAAGUUUAAUAUUUAUCCCGAGCAAAUCCCGGAUUGGCUUGCGGACUGGAUGCCCGAUCAUGGAGGGUACUUUAUCGGCAAUCUACAGCCGGCUCACAUGGACUUUCGGUUCUUCUCACUGGGAAACUUGUGGGCGAUAGUAUCUUCCCUGGCAACACCACAGCAAUCCAGCGGAAUUCUCGAUCUCAUCCAAGACAGAUGGAAGCACCUGGUCGGAAGCAUGCCUCUCAAGAUCUGCUUCCCGGCUUUUGAAAACGAGGAGUGGCGAAUCAUCACUGGCGGUGACCCCAAAAACACGGCAUGGUCUUACCAUAAUGGAGGUUCCUGGCCUACACUCAUCUGGCAGUUUACACUAGCCUGCAUAAAGAUGGGAAGAUCAGAAGUGGCGUACGAGGCUCUAGAAAUCAUGGAGAGGAGAAUCUCCAGAGACCGCUGGCCCGAGUACUACGACAGCCGCACGGGGAAGUUUAUAGGCAAGCAAUCGAGACUCUUCCAGACAUGGUCCAUUGCUGGCUAUCUGGUUGCCAAGCAGCUCCUGGCCAAUCCCGAGGCAGCCACUUAUCUUACGUGCGAAGAAGACCCUGGCUUGCUCGAUGCUUUCAGCUGUCGAAUCAGUUCCAAGCAGCCAAAGAAGGCCUAAAAUGUCAGAGUGAUGUGGUUUCACUCGACACAAAACAGGGGCUGCGGAGAGAUUUUGUGACAACACGAAGUCUCCAUGCUGUCCACAAGAGACGUUCUUGUCUCUGGUGAAAUCUCAAAGGAGAAACAUCAACAACUAACUUGUAUAAAAAUUUAUUUUUGGUUUGCCGUUAAAGCAAAGUUGUUUGUUGCUA